ACCAAGGAGUGGAAAGUUCGCCAGCAGCCCCAAGAUCUCAAGGCUUUGCUUGUAUCAUACCUGUGCCAGAUUUCAUCAUGGGAAACAGCUGUUACAACAUAGUAGCCACUCUGCUGCUGGUCCUGAACUUUGAGAGGACAAGAUCAUUGCAGGAUCUGUGUAGUAACUGCCCAGCUGGUACAUUCUGUGGGAAUAACAAGAAUCAGACUUGCAUUCCCUGUCCUCCAAAUAGUUUCUCCAGUGUAGGUGGACAAAGGGUCUGUGUCCUAUGCAGGCCGUGUAAAGGUGUUUUCAGGACCAGGAAGGCGUGUUCCUCCACCAGCAAUGCAGAGUGUGACUGCAUUUCAGGAUUUCGAUGCCUGGGGGCCGGAUGCCGAAUGUGUGAACCAGAUUGUAAACAAGGUCAAGAAUCAACAAAAGAAGGUUGUAAAGACUGUGACUUUGGGACAUUUAAUGAUCAGAAACGUGGCGUCUGUCGACCCUGGACAAAAUGUGGCACACACUUGGCACACAAGGCCAUCACAGGUGGUAAAAAGCCAAUGGUAUAUGAGAGAAUGUGA
Messenger RNA from Cebus imitator (Panamanian white-faced capuchin), 560 nucleotides. It is a transcript of the gene TNFRSF9, whose product is annotated as TNF receptor superfamily member 9. Gene Ontology annotation, cellular component: external side of plasma membrane. Lineage: Eukaryota; Metazoa; Chordata; Mammalia; Primates; Cebidae. The transcript has 6 exons. Gene Ontology annotation, biological process: regulation of cell population proliferation. Gene Ontology annotation, molecular function: signaling receptor activity; cytokine binding. The record is from RefSeq and is a predicted model, not a curated record. Bases 78 to 560 code for a protein of 160 amino acids.